Acyrthosiphon pisum (pea aphid) is the source of this 2591-nucleotide messenger RNA. RefSeq names its product vacuolar protein sorting 52 (gene Vps52). Gene Ontology annotation, molecular function: syntaxin binding. The transcript has a single exon. NCBI's taxonomy places the organism in Eukaryota, Metazoa, Arthropoda, Insecta, Hemiptera, Aphididae. Bases 480 to 2414 code for a protein of 644 amino acids. The record is from RefSeq and is a predicted model, not a curated record. Gene Ontology annotation, cellular component: GARP complex. Gene Ontology annotation, biological process: retrograde transport, endosome to Golgi; Golgi to vacuole transport; lysosomal transport.
UCCUCACUACCGUCUAGUGUCUACCAGUAUUGUAAUUACUUUGAUUAAACUGAUUAUAAAUUAUAAAUUAGUCAUUACUCUUUAGUCUUUACACGUUUAUACGCAGUCUAUACUGAGUACUUGUCAAUUUUCAAGAAUGUACAGUACUAUAUUAUGGUACUAUUUAGUGACAAACUGAGACAGUGUCAGUAGUGCGAUUGGUUUUAUACCACAGUACACCACAGCUCCACGUAUAUCGUAUAUAAUAUAUAUUAUAUUAUAAUAUUGCUCUACCUAUGCUAUUAAGACAGUGUUAAGUAUUUACUGUUUAAUAAUAUAAUAUAUUUGUUAUUGAAAACUAAACCACAUUAUCGUAACUAAAAUAUUUUGAGAAAUGUUAAACUUUUUUUCUGUGUAAUGUUUGUGUACACUUGAAGAAUUAUUUACAUAUCUAAUUGUUUAAUUUUCUUAAUUUUUUUGGAUUUUGUAUUUAUAUUGAUAUGGACAAGAAAUAUAUUGAGUUAGAUGACAAUGUGCUGGAUCAAAUUCUUAAAUCGGAAACUGACCUACAUAAUUAUUCUCAGCAGGUAGAAUCUGAUUUGAAAAAUCAUGAGAACCUCGAUGUGGAAAAAUAUAUUAAGUCUGGAGAUCAAAUAGUGACAUUACAUAAACAUUUGAAUCAUUGUGAAAACGUAUUGGAGCACACAGAAUCGGUAUUGUAUACUUUUCAAGAGGAAUUACAAAAUAUAACAAAUGAAAUUACUAGGUUACAGCAGAGAUCAAUAUUUAUGGCUCAACAACUCUGUAAUAGACAGUCCUUCAAAGGGCUCAUGCAUCAAUUUAUUGAAGAUGUAAUUGUGUCUGAAACACUUAUUUCAGUCAUAACAACAUGUUCAGUGACAGAUGAAAAGUUUUCAACACAUUUGUCUGUACUGAACUACAAAAUAUUGUUUGUUGAUGAACAAAAUUUCAAAGAUGUAAAAUCUCAAAACGAUGUAAAAGAUGUAUACGAGAAAUUAAAAAUUACGGCUACGUCAAAAAUUAGACAUUUCAUUAUGGAACAAAUAAGUAAAUUUAAGAAACCUACUACAAAUUACCAUAUACCACAAAACACUUUAUUUGAAUAUAAAUUUCUGUUUGAGUUCUUGCUCAAUCAUGAUUCAAUAUCUGCUCAAGAAAUAUAUAAUGACUAUGUUGAUGCCUUAAGUAAAGUUUAUUUUACUUAUUUUAAAUCAUACUUAAGUUAUUUACAGAAGCUACAAUUUGAAGAAGUAGCCACAAAAGAUGAUCUAUUAGCAGUGGAGGACACAACGUCACGUACCCUUUUUCAAAAAUCAAUCAAAAAAAAUACUGUGUUUACGAUCGGAAACAGAGCAACUGUUCUCAACGAAAUUGACAAUUCGAUCAUCAUACCACAUCAAAAUAAUUUGACCAAUUUAUCAUUUGAGGCAAUAUUUAGAUCGGUCCAGUAUGCUCUUGUAGAUAAUGCUUGUCGAGAAUAUAAAUUUGAUUGUGAGUUUUUCAAAGUUGACCAACCCACAGCUCAGGGGCUGUUCUCUCAAAUCAUGGGUAAAACGCUAGGACUUUUGAUUAAACAUUUAGAACAUUUUGUUGAAAAUUGCUAUGAUGCAUUAGCUCUUUUUUUGUGUGGCCAGUUAAGCAUGCGUUAUCAAGCUCUUUGUCAAAAUCGUUUAGUUCCAGGGCUUGCACAGUAUUGGGAUACCAUUCUUGCAAUGAUUGGGACCAGAUUUCGAUUUAUACUUAAACGACAUAUUCAAAGCGUUAAAGAUUACGAUAUUUCCAAAUUUAAUAAAGAGAAGAAGCCUCACUUUAUUAUGAGAAGAUAUGCUGAACUUGUAUCAGCUAUACUUUCAUUCAGUGAAAACAAUAAAUGUGAACCUGAAUUAAUUUGUAGCCUAACUGAAGAAGUUUUAGGGUUUGUUUUACGUCUUGCUACUAUGUUUAAGACUCGUAAAGAUCGUUUAAUAUUUUUGAUUAAUAAUUAUGAUUUGGUAUUGAGAAUACUAAUGGAACGUGUUAGAGAUAGUACAUUUGAAGUAGAUAGAUUUAAAGAAGAGCUUUCAGCAAGAAGUAAAGAUUAUGUUGAUGAAGUACUUCAUGUAUAUUUUGGUGGAAUGAUUAAGUUUGUUACAGACGCAGAGAAUGGCCGAGAUAUUGAUUCAGAUUCAAGGCAAUUAGGAUUGACUAAGACAUUCAUAUCUACCUGGAAGAUGUCUUUAGAAGAGAUAAAUAAAGAGAUAUUACCUUCGUUUCCUAAUCUAACAACAGGUGCUUCUCUGUUACAAUUAGCAUUUUCACAGUUAAUUGAUUAUUAUCAUAGAUUUCAAAAAGUUUUAUUAGCUCCAAACAAAGCACAGUUACCUAAUAUACAUGUGAUAAUGAUAGAGAUUAAGAAAUAUAAAACUAAUUAUUAGCUUUCAUACUCAGAUAUUGUUACAACCUAAUUGUAAGAAAAUUUGUUGUGAUUUUUAGGAAAUAUCAUAAAUAGUUAUUAUUACUUUUAAUUAUUUAUACGUUUUAUUUUUUCUCAUGUAAUAAUAAAAUUAUAUUUUUCUGUUAUUUUGUUAAUAAAUGUAUUAUUUUAUUUAUUA